AUGAAAGAACUGGCAACGCUGUUUGCCUGCUGGCUUGCUUUUGAUUUAAAAUACCGUAUCCUAAUUGUUCCUUGGAGGUCAUAUAGAAGUCAACCCAAGCUGGGCACACAAAGGCUUUAUAUAUGCCAUUCAGGCGUUAAUCCUCUCCAUGGCUCCCUACGUGCAAUGCUUCCUUCUUCCCCACCAGCUCCUCCCUUUCCUUUUGUGGGUAUCACCGUCCUUGUUCUGCUUUAUCUUGUAAUCUUUUAUCUAGUUAGCCAGGACGAUGAUCUAAAUGAAGAUGAAAGCAGCAUCCGUACUGGCAAAGAAGAGAAUUAUUCAGGUUUGUCUAUCGAAGAGAUACAGCAACUCCCUUGGUUUAAUUGUCAUGUAAAUACCACGGCAAUCUGUGGCGUCUGCCUGGAUGGGUUUCAGGUUGGGGAACGAUGCAGGAUCGAUCCAGUUUGUAGUCAUAUAUUCCAUAAACAUUGUAUUGAUCUUUGGUUGGUAAGGAGACCCACCUGCCCAAAUUGCCGUUCCCCCUUCAAACCGAAAGAAACUGUAGAUAUUGUAUGA
Messenger RNA from Durio zibethinus, 555 nucleotides. NCBI's taxonomy places the organism in Eukaryota, Viridiplantae, Streptophyta, Magnoliopsida, Malvales, Malvaceae. The record is from RefSeq and is a predicted model, not a curated record.